This is a messenger RNA of Hippoglossus stenolepis (Pacific halibut), 1435 nucleotides long. RefSeq names its product ankyrin repeat and SOCS box protein 9. The coding region runs from base 160 to 1041 and encodes 293 amino acids. The transcript has 7 exons. The record is from RefSeq and is a predicted model, not a curated record. Gene Ontology annotation, molecular function: protein binding. NCBI's taxonomy places the organism in Eukaryota, Metazoa, Chordata, Actinopteri, Pleuronectiformes, Pleuronectidae. Gene Ontology annotation, biological process: protein ubiquitination; intracellular signal transduction; positive regulation of protein catabolic process.
AUCACAGCACCAGAGUCCUGCCACACAGACACACUGGAAACAGAUGAGGACACAACACUUUUCAGAUGUGCUCAGACUCGCAGCUCAGCCUCCAUUCCAAAAAGCCUCUGAGGCGAAACAAUGAAAGAGUAAAAACAGAUUUUGGAGAAACACAACGACAUGAACAUGUCUGCUGGGCACAAAGAGACGCCGCGAGACACUACAUGUCAAACUGGGACUGUUGUUUUUACCUCCAACCCUCUGAUGAGCGAUGUGGAAUCAGACUGGUCUCCAAUUCAUGACGCAGCCUUUAAUGGACGAGUUCUCGCUCUGCAAAGACUCAUUGCUCAGGGUAAAUGUGUCAAUCUGAACACACUGGACCGGGUCUCUCCUCUCCAUGGGGCAUGUGUACAGGGCCACGAGGCUUGUGCCAAACUUCUGAUGGAAAACGGGGCAGAUGUAAACAGAUUGACGGUGGAUGGAAAAUCUCCUCUGACAGAGGCCUGCGCCCGGGGUCACGUGACCUGCGUAUCAUUGCUCCUUCAGCACGGAGCGACCCCCGUGGGGACCAGCCACUCCAGCUCUCCAAUCCACCGGGCUGCAGCCAAAGGUCACCCAGAGUGCAUUGCUCCUCUCGUUCAGCACGGUGCAGAUGUGGAUCAGUGCAUUGAACAGUCGGGUUCCCCUCUGCACGUUGCAUGUUCCAAUCAGCACCCGGGUACUGUGAGGAAACUGCUGCAGCUCGGAGCCGGUGUGAACAACAGUGUGUCUGGUGACUCGCCCCUGCACAUCGCAGCUCGUCUGUCCGACCCGGAGCUGGUGUCUCUGCUGCUCGACCACGGGGCCGACCGCUCCCUCAGGAACCCAGAGGGCAAACGGCCGCUGGACCUCGCGCCUCCCAACAGCCUGGCAGAGAGGCUGCUGAGACAAGCAGGAGAAGUGUCUCCUCUAAUGCAGAUGUGCAGGCUGAACAUCAGGAGAGCUGUGGGCAAGCGAAGGCUGGGUGGGAUUCAUGACCUUCACCUCCCCACAGAACUGAAACACUAUCUCCUCUACCAUUAAGAACCCUGUGAAGAUUUCAUACACUGGAAAACCCAACACCUCAAGAUCGGAGCAGUUCACCUCUACGUCCAUAGGGGGCGGACUUGCACAGUCUUACAGUGAGAUGACUACAUCAUGGCUCAUAGUUGAGAUGGUCAUCGACUGUAAUUCUCCUUAGUGACAGACUCUGAUGAUAAAUAUGGACUUUAUCAUGGAGACUUAAAAGUCCUGCUGCAAGAUUUGAUCAUUGAAUAUUCAUAAACAAAAACGCAUGCGUAUAAGAAUAAGAAUAAGCUCAGGAGGCCAAACAAAGGCUGCAAAAUAAGCUAUAAAUAAUUCUUUUGAAUAUUACACAACACACUAUUAAGCUAAUGUUUUUUUUUUGUAAUGUCUGGCAAUAAAAGACUUAAUGUUU